AUGAGGAAGCUGAAAUUCCCGCUCCUGUUUCUGUUGGUGCUUCCGUUUAGUAAGGGGGGUAGGUACAGAAGGUUCAUAGAAUGGGGGGCAGACCUCGCCCCUGGAUCAUUUUGCUCUUCACGGCAAUCGUCUCCGUGUUGUUCCGGGAGAGACGACAACUGUACGGUGGAGAUUCUCGGGAGUCUUUGCUAUUGUGACGUGUUCUGUAACAGAGCAUCUAAUGACUGUUGUCCAGAUUAUGCUAGCACCUCUCAGGGCAUCGCACCCCCAGUCACAAAAGCGGGAUGUGUAUUUAAUGGUAAGGAGUACAAACCCAGCGAAGUCAUCAGGGAUAACUGCAAUGUUUGCACGUGUUCACGGGUACAGUUAUUUCGCUACGACUGGGUGUGUUCAAACAAUUCCUGUCUGAUCGACUUGGAACGAUUUAACAAAACAGCACAAAACUUAGGAUGGAAAACUGCAAACUACACUCGUUUCUGGAAUAAAACGUUCAUUGAUGGAAUCAAAGAAAAUGUUGGCAUAGCAACCGAAAGCAAAGCUCAAAACAUGUCUUCGCUUCAGAAUAAAGUACAGAAUGAUCUCCCGGCCUUCUUUGACUCUAGGAAAAAGUGGAAGUCAUGGAUACAUCCGGUUCGUGAUCAAAGAAACUGCGCAUCUUCCUGGGCGUUCUCCACAGUAGACGUUGCGGCAGACAGAUUGGCGAUUGAAUCCAAAGGAUUACUGACCAAUCAGCUUUCGCCUCAGCAUCUUCUGUCAUGUGACACAAGGCGGAAACAGAGAGGAUGCGAAGGAGGGUCUGCAGAAAAGGCUUGGUGGUUCAUUAAACGAAAAGGAAUCAUGACUGAGGAAUGUUAUCCUUAUAACGUCACUCAAUCGAACACUUCUGCCAACAAAUGUCUGGACAACUUGGACACAUGUCCGAAUUCCAACUCUUCCACAUCCAAAAUUGUCCUAUACGUCACACCACCGUACAGAGUUGGGAAAAGUGAAGAAGAAAUUAAAACAGAGAUAUAUAAGAAGGGACCAGUACAAGAAACAUAUCUUGAACACUGUUCGGCUUAUGGAUAUGUCAACCUGCCAGCUGAUGCUUUCUAA
Messenger RNA from Saccostrea echinata, 1095 nucleotides. Its product is annotated as tubulointerstitial nephritis antigen-like. Gene Ontology annotation, biological process: proteolysis. The record is from RefSeq and is a predicted model, not a curated record. NCBI's taxonomy places the organism in Eukaryota, Metazoa, Mollusca, Bivalvia, Ostreida, Ostreidae. The transcript is spliced from 8 exons. Gene Ontology annotation, cellular component: lysosome. Gene Ontology annotation, molecular function: cysteine-type peptidase activity. The coding region runs from base 1 to 1095 and encodes 364 amino acids.